This is a messenger RNA of Oncorhynchus keta (chum salmon), 1660 nucleotides long. Its product is annotated as tetraspanin-9-like. Lineage: Eukaryota; Metazoa; Chordata; Actinopteri; Salmoniformes; Salmonidae. The coding region runs from base 480 to 1304 and encodes 274 amino acids. The record is from RefSeq and is a predicted model, not a curated record. Gene Ontology annotation, cellular component: membrane. The transcript is spliced from 9 exons.
AGUGCAGUACAGCACUUCCUUUGACAUAAAGUUAUUUAUGACAAAUAUGGAUAUGUGUCAGUUUGUCACUUUCAUGGUCAUGUAGUGAAGAUCUAUUCAGCUACUGAAUAAACUGUCGUGAAGAUAGCUAAAUGUUUUUACGAUUUAGAUUUAGAGAAAACGUACCAACAAGGGACGACGAGUUUGUCACUUUCCCCAUCGACAACCAUCUUGACCAAAUCCGGUCCUGCUCUGCUAAACAUCAUGUAAACGACCGUGACAGGACGUUCCUGUCAGAAACCCUGCCUGUUUUAACGUAAUUUACGGUAGAUACGCAGAUGAAAGACCGCCCUCCCCACAAGCAGUGGUAUAAUUAAAGCAGUGCGUGCCGUUGAAACAGUCUGCUUUGAGAAUAAGGGUCUAGAUAAGCAAGCAAGUAAAUACUCUGUGUUCCCAACAUCAUUUUUAACAGUCUGAUUUGCUCUUUGAUUCUGUUCACAAUGGCACAGGUAAACAGAUGUCUGAAACAGCUGUUCUUUGGAUUCAACAUGUUGUUAGGGAUUGCAGGGUGUGUCCUAUUGGUUUUGGGAGUGAUGGCAGCGCCACAUAAUACAGAGCAUGACCAAGGAGAGUGCAUUGGCUUGACAUGGAUUAUAUCGACUGCAGUUGUUUCUGUGCUGCUCUCUUUACUUGGAGCAUAUGGUGCAUACCAAGAGAACAUUGUGAUCCUGAGAUUGUUCCUUGGAAUAAUAGGCUUUGGAUCAAUCCUUUUUCUUAUUUUGGGAUUUAAAGUGGCUCGUUCAAUGCCUGAGGCCAUGCAACUGAUUAAAGAAAACCUCCCUGCAAUUACAUCAGAAAUGAUGGCUGAUGCAGAGCAGCGACAAACUAUCAUGGCUCUACAAGUACAAGGUAAGUGUUGUGGAAUAAUGAGUUACAGAGACUGGGAUAGCAAUAUUCCAGAGACCUGUCAAUGUUCUAGUUUCAAGUCAGACCCAUCCAAAUGUAUGGAGGUUCAAAUGACUAAAGAUGGCGGCAACUGGGGAAGAUCUGACAAAUCUGAAAUGAUGUGGAUCUACAGAGAGCCCUGUGGUCCUCUCAUCUUGGAGAACUUCGACUCAGCUUUUAAGACCGUACUUGGAUUCUUCCUUGGAUUCGGUUUGUAUGCUUGUAUUGGGCAAGUGUUAUCCGGUGUGAUGAUUCGUCAGGUCAAGAAGGUACAGUCUACUGACGUCCCUGAGACUAUAGAAGAUGGACAUCGUUUCACACCGCAAUUCCAGGCAAUUCGCCAUGUGGAGGGAGUUGAACCGACGACCUUCUACCCAUAACCAGGGAUGAGGUCAGGGUUUCAGGGUUUUUGGCAUCCUGGCAAGCCGGCGAGGAGUAGAAGGUGCUUGAACAACGUGAGAUGAGGUGCAACCAGAUAAAGAAUACGAGUGUUAGGGAACGAAAAGGCACAACUCACUGCUCACAGUUACAAAUUAUGUCGUUUUGGAGUCACUGUUAUUGUAAAUCAAAUAUGUUUUAAUGAAUAAUCCUGAAUGAAUCGUGAGUACGGAUGAGUGAGUAACUUACAGAGGCGCUAAUAUCACAACUCACAGUUAUAAACAUGACGCUUCGUUUAUCUCAUUUGUGUAUAACAUUAUUCAUAUAUUUUUAAAUCAUAAUAAAGUUUAGUCCAUAG